This is a messenger RNA of Mixia osmundae IAM 14324, 1051 nucleotides long. RefSeq lists its product as uncharacterized. Gene Ontology annotation, cellular component: membrane. Gene Ontology annotation, biological process: lipid metabolic process. The transcript has 5 exons. NCBI's taxonomy places the organism in Eukaryota, Fungi, Basidiomycota, Mixiomycetes, Mixiales, Mixiaceae. The record is from RefSeq and is a predicted model, not a curated record. Gene Ontology annotation, molecular function: oxidoreductase activity, acting on the CH-CH group of donors. The coding region runs from base 100 to 996 and encodes 298 amino acids.
GCAGCAUUCCGUGCCGAACAAUGACGACAACGUCGCGUGCACUGAGCUCUUUCGCCUGACUCUCAUCGCCCUCUAUCGGGUCAUCGUCAAGGGCCAAGAAUGCCGCACCCGCUUCUGUCAUGGAGCAAUCCUGCUGUGCGCACGCUAGCAGCCACGAUUGCAACGGCCUACGGUGCCCAAGUAGCUUGUGCAGCCUUUGCAGUCCCCAUGCAAACAGAGAAGUACUAUGAUCUGUCAGGCGGCGCGACUUUCAUUGGCUGCACGGUCAUGUCACUUUACUAUCCUGCCCUGCACGCCAAGUUCGUUCAGGGCAAAUCAGUCCCUUUUCCUGCCAUCACAUCCUUCCAUCCCCGUCAGCUCCUCCUAUCGGGCUUCACGAUACUCUGGGCGGGCAGACUGUCCAGCUUCCUGUUCCAGCGCAUCCAGAAGCACGGCAGCGAUAGUCGGUUUGAUGAUAUCAAGCCUUACCCACUCAAGUUCUUCGGUGCAUGGAUGGCGCAAGCCACUUGGGUCACCCUGACCGCUCUGCCCUGUUUCCUGGUCAACUCUAUACCAGCACGACUGCAGCCCGGAUUGGGCAUUCGCGACUUUGUCGGAGUCGGACUGUGGAUUGGCGCUUUCCUCUUUGAAGCCAUUGCCGAUCGUCAGAAGUCCGCUUGGAGAGCAGAGAAGGAAGCAAAGAAGCACGACGAGCCAUUCAUCAAAUCCGGUCUCUGGUCGCUCUCUCGUCAUCCCAACUACUUCGGCGAAGUCUCAAUGUGGGCAUCACAGUACAUUGUUGCAACAACCGCGUUGGCCGGCCCAGGUGCAGCGACCGUCUUCCCUACCUAUUUCGUUGCACUCGCAGCCAUCAGUCCCAUCUUCGAGUACUGUCUGAUUCGAUAUGCUUCUGGCGUACCGAUGCUCGAGAAGGCACAAGACAAGAAGAUGGGCGACGAUCCCGCUUGGAAGAAAUACAAGGCGGAGACGCCCGUGUUUGUUCCCAAGCUUCCCUGAAUCUGCGUUCAUACUCAUUCGGAUACGGCACACAAUGCAUGACAUCUACAAGGAG